AGAAAUUGGAGGCUGCUGAAACUUACUGAGAGCGCAGAUGGAAGGCAGACCCUAGAUCUAGUGAAACAAGACUCUUCCCGCAUGGUGCUUGGAAAGAAAAGCUAUGCAGAAAAAGACUUACAUUACUUUAAAAACUUGGAACGCUUUCAGUGUCACUGCGCUCACAAAGACGCACAGUUUGCUUUCGGCAGCUUUAACAGCACAUGUUUAAGUCCUACACGACAGCGAGGGCUGAAUAGCUUAGGCUACAUAAAUCAUUGUCGGUGGAGGAAAGAGACGCAGUGGUGGUGACUGGAACAGUUUUACACUGUCGGUUCUUUUCCAUAAUACAGAGAUUCGAAAAAGAACGUAUAACACGUAUCUAACGUUUUAAACGCCUACCAAACGGAUUCCUGUGACUCGGAAUAGACAUCGCCGGUUCGUUCGGCACAUCUCAGGACUGUUUUAUUGACACUGGCAGCCAGAACUGUGAGUCAGAAAUCUGACUUUUCUUUUGAGUGUCGAUCUGAACUGGAGAGAAAGAAGGCGCUAUCUCAUUUAAAUUGUAACGAUGGUACAGAAAACAAGUAACGUGGAGAGCUCCGAGGCAAUGUUCGCGGGAGAGUCGUCCGAUUCCGGAGCAAUGGAUCUGGACAUGGCUUCCUCCCCGAGCCCCGGUUCCACGGCUUCUUCCGCGGGGGACGGAAAACUGAAUCCCGCUUGGUGCAAAACGCCCACUGGUCACAUCAAGAGGCCAAUGAACGCGUUCAUGGUGUGGUCACAGAUUGAAAGGCGUAAAAUUAUGGAGCAAUCGCCAGACAUGCACAACGCGGAGAUAUCCAAGAGACUCGGCAAGCGUUGGAAGCUACUGAAAGACUGCGAUAAGAUCCCCUUCAUACGAGAGGCAGAGCGGCUCAGACUCAAGCACAUGGCCGACUACCCAGACUAUAAGUACCGGCCCAGAAAGAAGGUAAAGUCCAGCAGCUCUAAACCCAGUGAGAAGGAGGGCAAGCUCAGUGGUAGCAACUGUAACACCAGCAUGAGACAGUCUUCUAAAAAGAGUGGCUCAAAAUCAUCCAGCAAACCUCAUAAAAUAGUUUUUGGGAACGGCACCAAAACAGCAUUUCCAGAACAAGUUAUUGGCACAGAUCACCAUUCUCUUUACAAAUCCAAGUCUGUUUCUGCUGCCAAACAAAUACCGGACAAGAAAAAGCGAGUGCAUGUGUUCGGGAGCGGCAACCUAAUUCACAGCGUGAGCCCGUCCUCUGCAGCGGUGCCGGCCAGCCCCACGCUCAGUAGCUCGGCGGAAUCCAGCGAUCCCCUCAGCCUGUACGAGGACGCUGCAGCCAGCAACAAGGAAGGCAGCGAGUCUGCCUCCAGCGCCUCGGAAGACUACACCAGCAUGCGGGCCUCAUCUCCUACUCCGUCCGCUUCUCACUCCUCGUCCUCGUCCCAGUCCUCCUCUUCGGAUGAGGAGUUUGAGGAUGAUUUGUUGGACAUUAACCCGAGUCCCGGUUUUGACAGCAUGUCAUUGGGCAGCUUCGGCUCAUCAGUUUUGGACAGGGACUUGGAUUUUAAUUUUGAGUCGGGCUCCGGUUCUCACUUUGAGUUCCCCGACUACUGCACCCCUGAGGUGAGCGAGAUGAUUUCAGGAGACUGGCUAGAGUCGACCAUUUCUAACUUGGUGUUCACGUAUUGAGCGAAAGAACAAGACGACUUCAAGCAGGAAAUCUUGUCUCACCAUAAACUGAGCAAAAAAAAGGGAUUCCGGUAAAGUGAGUUUGUGUCAUGCCGUAGCCUCUGCCGAGGGUCUCUCCCGCCGAGAAAGAGACGGGAAGCCCUAGCGCUGACUGUUCAACUAAGCGAGAGAACAACUCGCUUUUUAUUUCAAGGAUCAACUGUGGACUGUUAUGAUAAGACAUGGCAACAAGAAAGCGUACGCUGAAGUAUUGCCUCGACGGAGAGGGGAAGAUGUGGUUGCGCCCUGAGUAGGAGUGAUCGAGUUCCUAUUGAAAGAAACACUCGAUCAGAACUGGAAAACUGUGAUUGAUUUGCACGAAUAUAACGAGGGCGGGCUUAGGUCGGCUAUACUUUAAUCAAUGUUACUUAAAAGGGACAUUUGAGAAACUUUUUAUGAUCGCCAAGUGAACUUCAUAAGACUUAAAGAGGUACAGAAAUAGGCUGGCUUGUCGGGCAGUUUUUUGUCAUCGAGAUGGAUUUAUGAACCAGGUGGGUUGACCUAUAAGUCAAACAUUUUUUUAAAAAAAGAUAAACGCAUGUUACCUGUCCACUCUUUUACUGAGAUGUAUGUAAGACUGUCGAACAGUUACAACUAGUGUUAGGGUUAUUUAAAUGGAUAGAUGGCGCUAUGUUUGAUUCCUUUCUACCUAAAAGGAACAAAAAAUCACCAGCUGUUUUAAUUCUUAACUUCAGGAUUCAAACGCAACUCGAAUCUGUGCUGAACUUUAUACACUUCUCUACGAUUCAGGACCAAAAUUAUUUUAUGUUUUUUCAGAUGUUAUGUAGGUUAUUGUAGAAAACCUCACCGAUUUUUUUCAUCCUCGAGUUUUCUUUUGUACAUUUAUUCAGAUGCCAUUUUUAUAUGAUGUAUUUAUAUACUGGCCAAAACAUUUUCGACGUAUUAUUUUAGUUUUCUUGUAAUGGUCUUGUCAUGUUAUUUCUGCACCGUCUGUUUCCUUCGCCGAAAGAAGGGCUAGAGUUGUAACUUUUGAUUUUUUAUAUUUAAAUGUAGACUUUUGACACUUAAAGAGAGGAAACGUUUGAUUAUUUUCUCAGUGUAUUUUUGUACAAAUAUCUAUCAAGGGGGUGUCAAUCGGUGUAUAUCGCUGUUUGGAUUUCCUAAUUUUAAGAACCAGGUGGUCGGUUAUCUCACAAAUCGGCCCUCUGUCCAUGUUUACAGUAUCAAUCUGCAGGUUUCUUAAAGACACAGUAUCACAUUAUUCAAUACCCCUGUAAACAUGUGCUUCAACACACCAAGUAUUUUGAGCAGCCACACUUCUGCAUUUCGUUUUAGAAUCUUGCCUAAUAAAGAAAGAUUGUAGCUUUAAAUAAAAAAAAAUAAAAAAAUCUUGGCGUUUUUUUAUAUUGACAUUCGGUUUUCAAACACUGGAUGUAAUAAUAUAAAAUCAUAAAAAGCAUAUUCAAAUUGCCGAUUUGAGUUCGCAACAACUAUGUACUGCGUAUCUCACUAUAUUUGAAUAUUUAAUCUUUUCUACUUGUUGGCUAACUAGCUAUAAUUGUUUUAGUAUCUUAUGGCAUGGUGAAUAGCAUUUGUAUUUCAGAUUCAGGUUAUAGCUGUUGUGUUUUUAAAAAUAUAAGAAAAUGAGGAAAACGUGAAAACAUCAUUGUACAUUUGACUGUAUCAUAAGCAAAAAGAUUGUGUGUUUAUGUAUGUUGUUAAGCUAUUCCAUGACAGGCACUAGAACCGCUAUCUUUAUACAGUACAUCCUUACUUACGUUUAAGGUGGUUGUUCAGGAUUUUUAUAUAUACAGUUUUAAAUAUAUUAACUUUAUUUUCAUCCCAUUCUGUGCAAUAUGCUGUGUUUAGAUUAUUGUUUUGUCUAAUCAUACCAUAACAAAAUUUUUGAGGGGGAAACUCAUGCCAGCUAAUCGUGUCAAUUCACUGCCUGUCAGAUUGUUGAGAUACUUCUGUACAUAACUUUUUCAAGAAGGAAAUAAAAAUCAGCUGGAACUGAAA
Messenger RNA from Esox lucius (northern pike), 3697 nucleotides. It is a transcript of the gene sox4b, whose product is annotated as SRY-box transcription factor 4b. Lineage: Eukaryota; Metazoa; Chordata; Actinopteri; Esociformes; Esocidae. Gene Ontology annotation, molecular function: RNA polymerase II cis-regulatory region sequence-specific DNA binding; DNA-binding transcription activator activity, RNA polymerase II-specific. Bases 551 to 1678 code for a protein of 375 amino acids. Gene Ontology annotation, biological process: anatomical structure morphogenesis; positive regulation of transcription by RNA polymerase II; cell differentiation. The record is from RefSeq and is a predicted model, not a curated record. The transcript has a single exon.